Messenger RNA from Drosophila serrata, 1816 nucleotides. Its product is annotated as putative sodium-coupled neutral amino acid transporter 12. The record is from RefSeq and is a predicted model, not a curated record. Lineage: Eukaryota; Metazoa; Arthropoda; Insecta; Diptera; Drosophilidae.
CGAAUUGCUCCUCUAUUAUUGUUUUUGUUUGCGCAUUGAUUGAAUUGAAUUGAAUAGAGCGGAAGCCUGUUUUUAAAAAAGACAAAGAAACCAGCAUUUUCAAGAUGCCCCGCUUGGUCAACGGAAGAGAGGCCGCACCCACGUACUCGAAUUUGGUCGGCUUCAUAUUCAUCUUCAAUCUUAUUGUGGGAACUGGAGCUUUAACUCUGCCUGGUGUUUUCGCCAAGGCGGGGUGGAUGCUGAGCUUGAUUGUUAUCGUGCUGUUAGCCAUAGUCAGCUACAUGACCGUCACUUUUAUUAUCGAGGCCAUGGCCUGUGCAAAUGCCAUCCGGAACUGGCAAACGCUGCAGGCUUUGCGCCAAACCAGGAGUUCGGCGGAAAGCAGUGAGAACGACGACAAUGCGGACGAGGUUUCCCUGGCAUCUGGAACGGAUCAGGUUGGCGACUUUGAGCGCGUGCCGCUGACCAUCCAGAACAGGGAGUUCCACUACUAUCAGCUGUCACACAAAUUCGAGCUUGGGGAAAUGGCGACACUCUUCUUCAACGAAUUCGGACGCAUUAUGUUUUAUCUCUGCCUGAUAGUAUAUCUGUACGGCGACCUGAGCAUAUAUUCUGCCGCCGUGGCAAGAAGUCUGCGGGACGUUGUGUGUGACCACACCAAUGGAACAGAUGCGAACAAUUUAAUGUUAUGGCCGGGAGAUUUUAAGAACAACACAGCGCGACCCUGUUGGAGGGAACACACCAUAUCUCGGCUUAGCAUGUACAGAGUGUUUUUGAUCGGAUUCACCCUAAUAUUCGGUCCUUUUGCUGCUUUCAAUGUACAAAAAACCAAAUAUUUGCAGAUGCUAACCGCUGUCUUCCGUUGGUUGGCCUUUACGCUGAUGAUCUGUAUAUCGUUGAAGCUACUAAUUACUCAAGGUGCCAGGGGACACCCAGAAAGCUUUAAUGUGUAUGGUAUUCCGUCGCUUUUUGGCGCUUGUGUCUACUCCUUUAUGUGCCACCACUCCUUGCCCAGUCUGCUGGCACCACUCAAGCACAAGUCGAUGGUAUCGAAGAUUCUGUCUAUUGACUAUAUCGUCAUCUGUGCAUUUUACAUUUUACUAGCCAUGACAGGCAUAUUUGCCUUUGAGCGAAUCGAAGAUCUUUACACUUUGGACUUCCUCCCCUACGAUGUCACCUACAUAGACUUUUGGUCGGGUCUUUUAAUUUGCAUUGAUUACUUCCUUGCUCUCUUCCCCAUCUUUACUCUGUCGACCAGCUUCCCCAUCGUGGCCAUAACCCUGAAAAACAAUCUCCAAGCUCUGUUUCUAGACAUGUCCCAAUACGAGUCGUACAGCCUCCUCGUCCGCCUGAUUUUCCCUCUAUUCGCCAUCAUUCCGCCGUUCUGUAUUACAUAUUUCACCGAAAGUCUGUCCAGUUUAGUGGCUUUUACUGGUACGUAUGCUGGAACUGGAAUACAGUAUCUAAUCCCAAUUUUCCUGGUGUAUUUUGCAAGAAAAACGUGCUCGGAGCUUCUGGGAAGCGGCGUUGUAAAUCAGUUCCAAAGUCCCUUUAAGUCCAGUGCUUGGCUUGUUUUCGUUUUAAUUUGGUCCAUUUUAUGCGUCUGCCUUGUAUCUAUUAAUUUAUUUAGCUAAAGUAACUUAUUGCCCAACUAGCACAGGUAUUUUUACUUGUCUUAUCACGAAUCAAUUAUAGAUUUGUAGUUGUACAUAUAUUUUAAGAGAAGAAUUAAUUUUAAAAUGCGAAUUUUUUAGGAUUGUAAGUGAGUAUUGAAAUCGGCUGUGAAAAACAAAAAUAAAUUUCAAUAGCGUUAUUA